This is a messenger RNA of Ornithodoros turicata, 1265 nucleotides long. RefSeq names its product glycine receptor subunit alphaZ1-like. Gene Ontology annotation, cellular component: synapse; plasma membrane; neuron projection. The record is from RefSeq and is a predicted model, not a curated record. Bases 86 to 1219 code for a protein of 377 amino acids. Gene Ontology annotation, biological process: chloride transmembrane transport; signal transduction; chemical synaptic transmission. Gene Ontology annotation, molecular function: transmitter-gated monoatomic ion channel activity involved in regulation of postsynaptic membrane potential; excitatory extracellular ligand-gated monoatomic ion channel activity; chloride channel activity. The transcript is spliced from 8 exons. NCBI's taxonomy places the organism in Eukaryota, Metazoa, Arthropoda, Arachnida, Ixodida, Argasidae.
GUGCACGGAUGACCAAUUGUGGAGCUUGUUUGUUUCCGCGAAUUACAGCAGGUCCGACCCGCCGACAGUCGAUGGCUUACCAGUCAUGGUGAACGUCUCCAUGAAGAUAAUGGACGUCGAUGAUAUCAACGAAGAACGAAUGGACUUCCGACUGCACACAUACAUCGAAGAAAGUUGGCGCGAUCCGCGUCUUAGGACUUCCAUCGUGCGAGACUGGAAGUACCCGGUCCUUCCCGAAAGCGUGGCUGCGCUAAUCUGGAAACCAGACGUCGUAUUCUCCAACACGAAGAAGAGUUCCGUGUUCAUGCAGUCAGUGCAAAGCAUCGCUAUCAAGAUCGAUAAGAACGGCAGCAUACGUCGCUUCACGAGAUAUCUCUUCCAGGUACGAUGUGUGAUGACAUUUCAUAAUUAUCCGCUGGAUGUUCAGCAUUGCCACUUCAAGGUCUCCUUGCUGGCGAGCCCUAACUGGCUGACUGACCUCCAAUGGGAAGGUGGUAUUCAAAAUGGCAAGAGCAGCGGGAUUCGUUUCGUCGAGCGAAUCGAGCCGUUGCAGUUCAAAAUCAAGGAGCCCAAAGCGCAUCGCUACAGCGAAGUCUUCCUAGGAGAAAACUACACCUACUUAUUGGCCAACUUCACCUUCGUGCGGCGCCUGACAGCGUCCAUCGUCAACACGUACAUACCAAGUGGCCUCAUAGUUGUCUUGUCUUGGCUAUCUUUCUGGAUAGACAUCACGGCUGUUCAAGGCCGGAUCAGCCUCGGAGUCACUGCCAUAUUAACGCUCACCACUCAGGUCGUACAAUCCCGUAGCAAUCUGCCUCCUGUAGACUACGUAAAGGCCGUGGACAUUUGGCUCUUUGCCUGUUUGAUGUCUGUCUUCGCAUCUCUGCUGGAGUACGCCGUCGCAUACCAGUACAUCAAGGCUAAAGGACUGGGCCGAACGGACAGCAUAGAUGAAGACCAAAUGUCCGACGGAGUGAUGCUCGGAGGCGAAGACGCGAUCAUGCAGCGACUGCAGCCUCAGAAACCCGUGGCCACAGACGUGCAUGACCACGACGAGGAAGAAGAUGAGGCGAUGAAUUUGUGGUUGGCCCUCGUCAGCAAACUGAGAACUCUGGAACAGACCAGUUCGAACAUUUUCGACAGCGUUUCUCGCGUUCUGUUCCCAUCCUUGUUUAUUUUGUUCAUGAUGAUUUAUUGGAUUUAUUAUACGAGAAUAUGAUAUCCAUAGCGUAUAGUGUUUAGGCGGCCAAAUAAAUAGAGUAUUU